AAAGAGAGUCGGGCCUUUCGGCAAUGAAAAUUUAAUUAAUGUGGGUGGGCUGAGAACACAACGAGUGUUUAUCAUAGACAAUUUAUUUUCCAGCGCUAAGUCAACAUAAAACAGCAAAACUGACAACAAUUAUUUAACAUUUUAGACUCAUGGAGCGGUCAGUCUCUGCUCAGGACUGCUGGUGAUCUCCACAGAACAAAACUGUCCUCUGAAGUCACUGCAGUCAUGAGUUUAUACCGCAGUCAAGUGUCUCAGCCAGGUCUAUCUAAUUCCUCACUAAUCUACGUCUACGGUGGGGAAGUUGGAGGCAUCAUCCCCGCUUUGGGAUUCGCGUCCACCCGGCAGGAGCCUCCGCAGAAACCUCCCUACAGCUACAUCGCGCUCAUUGCCAUGGCGAUUAAGAACGCGCCGGACAAGCGCGCGACGCUCAGCGGGAUCUAUCAGUACAUAAUGGACCGCUUCCCAUUUUACCAUGACAACAAGCAGGGCUGGCAGAACUCAAUCCGCCACAACCUCUCGCUGAACGACUGCUUCAUCAAAGUGCCCCGAGAGAAAGGUCGCCCGGGCAAGGGCAGCUACUGGAUGCUGGACACCAAAUGCCUGGACAUGUUCGAGAACGGGAACUACCGGCGACGCAAGAGAAAGUGCAAAAGUCAAGAGGCGCGCGAGACCAAACUCAGUCCUAAGAGGAUCCAAAGAGCGACGACACUUCAUCACAACACUCAUUUGGAAAACGAGGACUCAGGUGUAUUAACGAAGCAAACGAAUACAGACGAAAAACUAUCUGAAAGAGAGCAGUCGCGCGAUACAACUCCAAAUGUUGCCACGAGCACCGAGUUUUGCGCGUCAUCCGACUUUACGAAAGACUGGUGUUUUGCGCACUUUAACCCAAGGUGCCCGACAAAUCACACAAACACAAACCCUUUAAACACGAAAGAGACGGACCGACAGGAUGGCGUUUUGGCAGCUACAGGUGGGAGCGCGCGAACUGGAGACGCCGGAUGCAAAGACACGCACCCUAGAAAAACGGCAGACAAAUCGAAGGAGUUUAGCAUUGACAGUAUUCUAUCGAAAAAGGAAAAUCAGCACCAAAGCAGGUUCAGUGCUGCUGCUGCUGGAACGCCGGUGGCUUGUCUGGAGUCGCGCGGUUACGCGCUCACGUCCUCACUGAUUGCACACGCGCACCCACAGCUGUAUCCACGCGGAUUCCCUCUCUGCUCUUACCUGUCUCUCACCUGUCCUGACAAAAUACUGAACUUUAGUGAGAAAACAGAUGAUAAUCUAUUCUUUUGACUACUCUUUUUAGUGGCCUGACACAUAUCAGACUGCAGCAAAUAAAUUCAUAAAAUAUAUUAAAGGCAUUGUUAUAUAAAUACAAGAUGCAAUUCAUAUUUGCUUGUUAGUAAUGGCAAAUACAGUUUAUAAAACAUAUUUGAGGGAUGAAGAAUAAAACUGUUAUUAGUAUGGUUGUUGUCCUUAUGGGAUUCAACAUGGGUGGCCCACUCUACAGAAGAGUAACAUUAGUUCAUUCUUAGGAUGUAAGCUAUAGGCUACUAUUAUCAAGAAGGCACUCUUGCAGACAAUCCAUAGCACAGAUGUCUGACUUUGUAUAAUUUUAUUGUUUAUUUAAACAACAGUUAUGCUCCUCUCUGUACAUUUGAGAAAUACAAAGAGAUGGACAAACUUUGUCGUUCUUGUCCCUUUUUUAACAACUUAUAGACACUCAAACAGAUAUAUUCCUUAAAGACAGAGCAAAGGAAUGCAAGUUAAGCACAAAUGAAAGCAUUUUGGGCAUAAUGUUGAUGACCACAAAAAAUAAAAAAUAAAAUAAAUUCCAAAAAAUUCAAAUUUUCUGUAAAAAAGAAAAGAAGCAGAAAUGGAGGUUACAGUGAGACACUUACAAUGUAAGUGAAUGGGCCAAUCAUUUUCAAAAGUAUAAAAGUAAACAUCAAAACAACUGUAAAAACAGCGAUUUAAUUUUUUUUUACAGCUCAAAUAAUACAUGAUUUUAACAGAAGAAUUAAGUGCUUUUUAGAAAAUGAUAAGCUUCACAUUUCUGCCAAUUAACCCUCCAAAAUUGUGCCCCAUUCACUUCUAUUAUAAGUGCCUCACUGUGACAUUGUAAAAAAAAGGAGAGAUAAAUCUAAUAAAUAUUAUGCCACAAAUGCUGCGAUUGAGCUGAAAUUGAACAUGGAAUAUUCCUUAAAGUUGCGGGGUAAAAUAAAUACCUGAUUUGUACCUUGGACAAACAAUCAUUCACUUCACUAUUGGAUAAACUGAAAACACAGUUGUUUAAAUAAACAAGCAUGUG
Messenger RNA from Xyrauchen texanus (razorback sucker), 2311 nucleotides. It is a transcript of the gene foxl1, whose product is annotated as forkhead box L1. Bases 226 to 1293 code for a protein of 355 amino acids. Lineage: Eukaryota; Metazoa; Chordata; Actinopteri; Cypriniformes; Catostomidae. Gene Ontology annotation, molecular function: RNA polymerase II cis-regulatory region sequence-specific DNA binding; DNA-binding transcription factor activity, RNA polymerase II-specific. The record is from RefSeq and is a predicted model, not a curated record. Gene Ontology annotation, biological process: cell differentiation; regulation of transcription by RNA polymerase II; anatomical structure morphogenesis. The transcript has a single exon.